This is a messenger RNA of Cervus elaphus (red deer), 1662 nucleotides long. It is a transcript of the gene AVPR1B, whose product is annotated as arginine vasopressin receptor 1B. Gene Ontology annotation, cellular component: membrane. Gene Ontology annotation, biological process: regulation of systemic arterial blood pressure by vasopressin; positive regulation of vasoconstriction; G protein-coupled receptor signaling pathway. Bases 391 to 1662 code for a protein of 423 amino acids. Gene Ontology annotation, molecular function: vasopressin receptor activity; peptide binding. The record is from RefSeq and is a predicted model, not a curated record. NCBI's taxonomy places the organism in Eukaryota, Metazoa, Chordata, Mammalia, Artiodactyla, Cervidae. The transcript is spliced from 2 exons.
UCCGCUUCCAGGACAGUUUGGAGAAAGUGGAUUUGAGGUGCAUUUGGGAGUGGUGCCACCUCCCCCAGCCUUCUUACCCUUUCAGAAGGCUCGCUUUGCACAGCCUCGCCCAUUCUCCCCUGCCUGACUCCUUGGCUCCCGGGCUCCCCCUCCGCUCUCUAGGCUCAGCAUCUUCUUCCUUACCUCACUCUUCCUCAUCCUCUCUAUCCCUGCCCUCGUAACUCCUGCCACACAGUCUCAGCCUCCUCCUGGUCAUCCCGCCCUUCCCCUCUCUUCCAUCUUUAACCUCCCCUGCCCACCCCGUCUCACUCCUCCGGCCUCUCUGCUUGCGCUCACACUCUGCGUCCGUCCCUGCCUCCCCACCCGCUUCUCUGGCAGCAAACUUCCACCAUGGAUUCCAGACCUCCUCAGACUCCUGCUCCGAGCCCGGGGAGCACCCUCUCUGCCGCCAAUGCCACCACACCCUGGCUGGGCCGGGAUGAGGAGCUGGCCAAGGUGGAGAUCGGCAUCCUGGCCACCGUCCUGGUGCUGGCCACAGGGGGCAACCUGACGGUGCUGCUGACGGUGGGUCGGCCGGUCCGCAGGCGCUCCCGCAUGCAGGUGUUGGUGCUGCACCUGGCCCUGACCGACCUGGGCGUGGCGCUCUUCCAGGUGCUGCCCCAGCUGCUGUGGGACAUCACCUACCGCUUCCGCGGCCCCGACCCGCUCUGCCGGGCUGUCAAGUACCUGCAGGUGCUGAGCAUGUUUGCUUCCACCUACAUGCUGCUGGCCAUGACACUGGACCGCUACCUGGCCGUCUGUCACCCCCUGCGCAGCCUCCAGCAGCCCAGCCGGUCCACCUACCCACUCAUCGCAGCCCCCUGGCUGCUGGCGGCCGUCCUCAGCCUCCCUCAAGUCUUCAUUUUUUCCAUACGAGAGGUGAUCCAGGGCUCUGGAGUGCUGGACUGCUGGGCAGACUUCCACUUCCCUUGGGGGCCACGGGCCUACAUCACCUGGACCACCCUGGCCAUCUUCAUUCUGCCCGUGACCAUGCUCACAGCCUGCUACAGCCUCAUCUGCCAUGAAAUCUGCAAGAACCUCAAAGUCAAGACGGAGGCUGGGCAGGCCGAAGGAGGGAGCUGGGGCAUGGGGAACAGGCCCUCCGCUCCUCGUGGCCAGGUUGCAGCCAUACGGGGGCUGCCGUCCCGGGUUAGCAGCGUCAGCACCAUCUCUCGGGCCAAGAUCCGAACUGUGAAGAUGACCUUGGUCAUUGUGCUGGCCUAUAUCGCCUGCUGGGCGCCUUUCUUCAGCGUCCAGAUGUGGUCUGUGUGGGAUGAGAAUGCCCCCAAUGAAGAUUCAACCAAUGUGGCUUUCACCAUCUCCAUGCUUUUGGGCAACCUCAGCAGCUGCUGCAACCCCUGGAUCUACAUGGGCUUCAACAGCCACCUGUGGCUGCAUGCCCUGCGCCGUCUGGCCUGCUGCGGAGGUGCCAGGCCCAGGAUGCGCAGGUGGCUCUCCAACGGCAGUCUGUACAGCCGCCACGCCACCCUGCUGACCCGCUCCAGUGGCCCGCCUGCCCGCGGCCUCAGCCCCGGACUCAGCAGGAGGCCAGGGCCCAAAGACUCCCUGCAGGGUGCAGAGCAGGUGGAUGGCAAUGCUGCCACUGAGACCAGUGUCCUUUAG